Messenger RNA from Xyrauchen texanus (razorback sucker), 2690 nucleotides. Its product is annotated as FACT complex subunit SSRP1-like. The transcript has 18 exons. NCBI's taxonomy places the organism in Eukaryota, Metazoa, Chordata, Actinopteri, Cypriniformes, Catostomidae. The record is from RefSeq and is a predicted model, not a curated record. Gene Ontology annotation, molecular function: histone binding; nucleosome binding; DNA binding. Gene Ontology annotation, cellular component: FACT complex; nucleus. The coding region runs from base 143 to 2278 and encodes 711 amino acids.
GUUCAGAACCCGGAGGUUUGACGCGGGAAACGAGAGAAUAGAGGUAAUAGAUCACUUUAUUAUCUGUUGGUUUGUUUAAUUAAAUAUCUGCAACAUCGGGGACACCGACUGUACAUUUAUAAGGCCUGUCUUCACCCAAAAGAUGGGAGACACUCUGGAGUUUAAUGAGAUUCAUCAAGAGUCGAAAGGAUCUUGGAAUGAUGGCCGGCUGAGGUUCAGCAAGCAGUCUGUGGUCUAUAAAAGCAGUAAGACAGGGAAAGUGGACAGUAUCCCAGCCCCUGAAAUCUCUGUGGCCCAGUGGCGUCGAGUCUGCCUGGGUCAUGGAAUCAAACUGGCCACCAGCACUGGGCACGUCUACAAAUACGAUGGCUUUAAAGACACAGAUUUUGAGAAGAUUUCUGCCUUUUUUAAAGCAAACUACAAGGUUGAGUUGACUGAGAAGGACAUGUGUGUGAAAGGCUGGAAUUGGGGCACAGCCAAAUUCACAGGGCCGUUGCUGUCAUUUGAUGUGAGUGAAAGUCCUGUUUUUGAGAUCCCACUGGCCAGCGUUUCCCAGUGUGCAACGGGAAAGAAUGAGGUGACGCUGGAGUUUCAUCAGAACGAUGAUGCAGAGGUGUCACUCAUGGAGGUCCGCUUCUAUGUCCCACCCAACACUGGAGAUGAUGGCUCAGACCCUGUGGAGGCAUUUGCUCAGAAUAUUUUGUCAAAGGCAGAUGUUAUCCAAGCCACAGGAGAUGCUGUGUGUAUCUUUAAAGAGCUUCAGUGCCUUACGCCAAGAGGAAGGUAUGAUAUUCGUAUCUACCCCACCUUCCUGCAUCUGCACGGUAAAACAUUUGACUAUAAGAUCCCCUACACCACUGUACUGCGCCUCUUCCUGCUGCCACACAAGGACCAGAGGCAGAUGUUUUUUGUGAUCAGUUUAGAUCCACCCAUUAAACAGGGUCAGACACGUUAUCAUUUCCUCAUCCUCCUGUUCUCCAAAGAUGAAGAGCUCAGUCUCACUCUCAACAUGAGCGAGGAUGAGGUGGAAAGGCGUUUUGAAGGGAAACUCAGUAAAAACAUGUCUGGUCCACUCUAUGAGAUUGUCAGCAGGGUCAUGAAAGCUUUGGUCAACAGGAAGAUCACCGUACCUGGAAACUUCCAGGGUCACUCAGGAUCACAGUGUAUCACAUGUGCGUAUAAGGCGAGCUCAGGGCUGCUGUAUCCUUUAGAGAGAGGCUUUAUCUACGUGCACAAGCCUCCAGUUCACCUGCGCUUUGAAGAGAUCUCCUGUGUCAACUUCGCUCGAGGAACCACAACCACCCGCUCCUUUGACUUCGAAAUAGAGACCAAGCAGAAUAAUCAGUACACCUUCAGCAACAUUGAGAGGGAGGAAUAUGGAAAACUCUUUGACUUUGUCAAUGCCAAGAAACUGAACAUUAAGAACAGAGGAUUUAAAGAGGGCAUGAAGGGCAUGAAAGGUGCAGACGGUUACAGUGACUCUGAUGAAGACCAGCAUGAUGCUUACCUGGAGAGAAUGAAACAGGAGGGCAAGAUCAGAGAGGAGGGAGAUGGCAGCGACGAAUCAGAGGGCGAUAGUGACGAGUCCUUCAACCCUGGAGAAGAGGAGGAUGAAGUUGCAGAAGAGUAUGACAGCAAUGCCUCAGUGAGCGAUAGUGAGGCAGAAGAUGGAGACAGUGAUGAUGAAGGCAAGAAGAAGAAACCUGAAAAGAAGCCCAAGAAAGUGGUCAAGGAGAAGAAAGAGAGGAAACCACGAAAAGAGAAAAAGGUCAAGGACGUAGGUGCUCCUAAGAGGCCGAUGAGUGCCUACAUGCUGUGGCUCAAUGGCAACAGAGAGCGCAUCAAGAAGGAGUAUCCUGGCAUAUCAGUUACUGAGAUCUCCAAGAAGGCUGGAGAGAUGUGGAAACAACUGGGCAGAGACCAGAAAGAGGAGUGGGACAAAAAGGCAGAAGAGGCCAAGAAACAAUAUGAGAAAGCCAUGAAAGAGUAUAAAGAGAGUGGAGGAGGAGGAGGAGGAGCAUCGGCUGUUCCUAAAGAGAAGAAAAAGAAAGGAGGGAAGGCAGAAACUAAGAAGAAGAGCGCAGGAGAAAAAGAGAAAAAGAAGGAAAUUGGAAACGACAGUUUUAAGAGUAAAGAGUUCAUCUCCAGCGAGGAGAGCUCAUCUGAAUCUGACCACGGCAAAGGCAAAGGCAGCAAACGCAAGGCUUCUGAUGAAGAUGAGGAAGAGGAAGCUGCCUCCACACCACCCAGCUCAGAGGAGGAGUCGGGGUCCGACUGAUAUCAGCACAAAGACAUUUCCACAACAUCUCAGGUUACACAAACAAAUGUAUGAUCUUGGACCAAGACCUCCCGCUUCAUUUCAGAGUACAUCCCAAGCACAUUUAUUUCACCUAUUUCAGAUUUUUUUUGGUUUCUUCUUUCGGACUUUGAAAUAAACGGAUACAAUUAUUUUCCCCCCUCUUGAGAGCAACUUCUGCAAUAGUUUUUUCCAGGUUUCAUAGAAACAGACAUAAUUCAGGGAAGUGUGGAUCAAUUUGCUCAAUGUGAGUUUUCCCCUCUUUUUAGUUUUUGAUCUGUUUCUUUUCAAUAUAAAGAACUGUACUUCAUUAAAUGUCUUCGUUGUUUUGACAUCAAUGUUGUACUUUAAGCUAUCAAAUUGUUGAUCAUUGUUUUGCAAUAAAAAUUCAAUG